AUGACUACCACCAGACAUGAUCUUAUGUAUUAUGUUUGUUUACUUAGAAGAUUCAUGGAAUCUCCUACUAGGCAAAAUAUGUUGGAUGCAAAGAGAAUUUUGAGAUAUAUGAAAGAAAGUCUGGGACAUGGCAUCUGGUACAGAAGGCGAGGAGAAGGAGGAGGAGUAAAAUUAAUAGGCUACACUGACAGUGAUUAUGCAGGUGAUGUGGAUGAUAAGAAAAGCACCAGUGGUUAUGCCUUUUUCCUUAUAGGAGGGGUGUUUUCAUGGACAUCCAAGAAGCAACCUAUUGUUAUCCUAUCAACUACAGAGGCAUGA
This is a messenger RNA of Linum tenue, 318 nucleotides long. Lineage: Eukaryota; Viridiplantae; Streptophyta; Magnoliopsida; Malpighiales; Linaceae. The record is from the annotation of a GenBank genome assembly.